Molecule: messenger RNA, 474 nt
Organism: Ascochyta rabiei
Lineage: Eukaryota; Fungi; Ascomycota; Dothideomycetes; Pleosporales; Didymellaceae
Exons: 2
Coding region: 1-474 (157 amino acids)
Source: RefSeq, a predicted model, not a curated record
AUGAGGUUCACUACUUUCGUCGCCGCCGCAGCUUUCUCCAGCGCUGUCUUUGCCUUGUCUGCCAAGCGCGACCCCCAGGACGAUGUUGCCUCCAUCCUCGAGGCUCUUCGCGAGAACAACCCCGAAGACGCCGAAGCCGCCGCGGCCGUCAUGAACGUCAAACUUCGCGCUCGCGCCCCCGCACCUCAGGACGACCUCGACUCCAUCCUUGCUGCUCUUGAUGCCAACAACCCCGACGACGCAGCUGCCGCUCGCCAGGGCACCAAGCCCACCGCCUCCAAGCGUGAGCCCCAGGACGACGUUGCAUCGAUCCUGGCUGCGUUGGCAGAGAACAACCCCGAGGACGCCGAGGCAGCCAAGGGCGCGAUCCAGAAGAGGCAGGACGACGUUGCCAGCAUUCUCGCAGAGCUGGCCAAGAACAACCCUGAGGACGCAAAGGCGGCGCAGAGUCUGGCUAAGCGCUGGAUUGCUUAG